AUGCCUUCUCCCAAGACUUGUGCCCAGGGUUCGUCUUCCUCAGUUCCUCCUGAUUACAUUAUUGGGACUGGGGUUGAUAAACAUGCUAUCAAGGUUCGGAGUAAGCUCUACCCAUUUGCCCAAAAAAAUUUGGACGAAAAUGUCCUCCAUUUGUUUGAGAACACCCUGGUUCUAGGACCCCACUGUGUUUCCAAAGCACUUCUGCACUGGCCUCUCACUCCUGGGCUUCUUCCAAGAUACGUAGCUCAGUGGAGGAGGGCUGGAAUCUACGAUGCCAUUCUUCUGUUGAAGCAAUCCGUCAACAGGGAUGAGAAUCUUCUGGAUGAUGCCCUCUGUUUCUGGAAUUCUAUCAGCAACACGCAUCUGGCGGAGGCUCUGCACAAUCAUACUGAUGUGGGGUUUGGACCAGUUCUGGCCACCCUGGAGAAUCCCCUGAACCUAUCGGUGCCUGGUGCAUUCUGGAUGAUCCAGAUCUGGCUGCAGGUUUACUUCCCAAAAUUGAGGUUUCUAGACAUAAUUCUGCCUGAAAACCAAGUUCUGGCCCUCCCUCUGAUUUCGACAAAAGUGCCGAAGCGUUCAAUCGAGGAUUACCUGAUGUUUUUCGGGUAUUGUACUAAGAGGUCAGUAGCUCAGUGGCAGGUGGUGAUCAGAAGGACCUAUCCUUGGUUCCGGCCUGGAUACGGGCUGUUUGAGAAGGGGCCAGAAGAGGAAACAGCCAGAAUUGACUUUAGGAAGAAGUUCCUGCAUGUCACCCUGCCAAGAGAUCUGCCCCAUGGUGGUGGAAAGCCUCUAAAUUAUCAUUUGGGGGCAGAAGUCUAUCAUCCCAACUUCUGUGCAAGACAACUUGGUUGCCCUCAGCUCAUCCCACUCAAAUCUUACAGGAGCUACAAUCGGGCUACUUCCUGGAGAGGUGCAGAUGAUCUGAAAGUGCACAAGGAUGCCAGAUGUGCAGUAAAUAAGAUAAACAACAGCGCAAAUGCUCUUUAUCCAACUUGGGACCCAAAUUCCUCCAGUUCUGCCGAGUUUGACGCUUGGUGGAAAGCCAGUUUUCAAGGCCUACCUGCCUCCUGCAUUGCACUAAAGACCAUCAAGGACAUCAAUGCUCAAGUUAUAGAAGACCCUUCCCUUACGAGGAACAUAGGUGGACAGUCUGUCCAGGCUGGAGAAGUAUUUGUCACUUCUGUCAUUGCUGUUGGAGACUUGGAGCUCCCUUCUGGAGAUGAGGAUGAUGAAACUCUGGUAGAACAACCAGUUGUUGAGGUUACUCCCUUCUGGAAGUGGAAAGAAACUGCUCGUGCUCAGGACAGCGCUGCCCGGCCUGCAGUUUCUGUUGAAAGUCCUCCUCCUCCUCCUCCUAAUAGGUCAAAAAGGCUUAGAAAGAGGACUAGAGUCGAAUCUGAUGAGACCGAGGAGCCUGCAGCUGUUCCAACUGAGACUUCUGGGACUGAUGAUGAGCUGCGAGAGGCUUUUGAAGCUGUUGAGCAGGAAAAAGAAAAAGAAAAAGAAGGAGAAGAAGUUCCUGUGAAAGAAAAAGAAAAGGAGAAAGAAAAGCAUUGCCUUGGAACAAAACAACAAAUCCCAAGGACGGAAUUGACUAGCUCGGAGUUGGCCCUCUUUGAAGAUGCAGAGGCAGAGCACUCUACUGCUGUUCUUGGAUCUGAGGAGCAGGCAGCGCAGUCUGUAUUAGAGCCUGUGGAGCAGGCAGAACUAUCUGUUGUAGUCCCAGAGGCUGAGGUGGAAGUAAUUGCUACCGUUCCUGGACAUGUGGUAAAAGUGCCUAGAACUGCUGGGGUCUUGGCUGUGAUGACCAGUCCUUUCAAACCUCCCAUUGUGGUUAUGCCUAUCCAUUCUUUCCUUGGUUCGUCUACUACGGCUUCUUUUGCUGAUACAGAAUUGGCAGAGUUUGAAGCCAUGGAUCUCGACGCCCAGCUGGACAAAUUGGAGAAGCUCAGCUCCACUCCUGGCAAGGCAAAAUCCAAGGCAGUGGAGGAGGCCAUGGAGAGGCUGAAAAUCUGGAAAUCCACUGAGGUGGAGCUCGAUGAGGAUAAGGAAGCUGUUGACCAAUUGAUGAAGGAUCUAGACCUUCUGCACAGACAAAACAUGGCUCCCAAACCUGUACUUGAGAUGGGCCUUGGUUUGGCCAGAGAUGUGCUCAACCUUCACAAUCGUUAUGAGGAUCUCAAGCCUACCUUCAAGACCUCCGGGUUCUGCAAAGCCACUCAUGAAGCCAACUUGGCUGAUUAUGCGAAACAGAAGGCAGAACUUGACCAGAUGGUUGCAGGGUAUAAGGAAGCCAAGGCCACUGCAGAUAGGCUGGAGAAGCAGAGUGCAUGGAGGUUCAGAGCAAGCUCAGGGCUGGACUGA
Prunus armeniaca (apricot) is the source of this 2364-nucleotide messenger RNA. The record is from the annotation of a GenBank genome assembly. NCBI's taxonomy places the organism in Eukaryota, Viridiplantae, Streptophyta, Magnoliopsida, Rosales, Rosaceae.